UUAGCAGGCAUGCAUGCAUGGUCUCAAUUUAUUUUUGUUUAAUAAUUUACUUUCAUUGCGGUCAUAAUUUUGCCGAAAUUCUAAUAAAACAAAUUUCAACGGAUGAAAUUUGAAUUUAAAAUAAGAAUUUGAUCCAUUUUCAAUCAAGCAACGAAUUCAACCAACCAUAAUCGAAAAAAAGUUUUCUCUAUGUGUGAUUAUUAUUAUUUGAACUAAAGCAUAAAUAUUUGUUGCCAAGUUCUUCAUUUUUUUACUCAUCAUCAUCAUCAUUAUCAUACAAUUUGUUCUACUAUAAUUAAUCAAUAAAUUUGUUUGUGUGUGUGUAUGUGUGUGAGUUUGUGUUGAUUGUCUGGUUUUAAAAAAAUGUCGAACAAUGAUAAUGGACCAAGAGGAACUAUAUUUGAUAAAAUUUAUCCGAAAGGAUCAACUUUAUCAAGUUUAUCCAGACAAAAUAAUCAAUCAGAGGAAUCGAUUAAUUCGGAUACAUCAACAUCAAAGUCAAAUUGGACACCACAACCACCUCCUCCAUUAUCAACAUCAUCAUCAGGUGUUGGCCCAGGCUAUUCAACAUCUUCAUUAUAUUCAAGUGUAAAACGAUUAAAUCUAUUCCCUAAAAGAUUAGCUGAUACUGAUUCGGGUGUAAUUUAUAAUUCAAAUUCAUUUAAACGUUUUCGAAACAACAAUAAUAUCGAUAAUUUAAGCGAUUCAGUAAAUGAACCGUCCGCACGUUCACGUGUAAGUCAUGUUUCAACUCCAUCAUCAACUUCAUCGGUUGCUUUUGGUUAUUUAACCGGCGAAUUUGGCCGAAAACGAUAUCCAAGAACACCUUUAUCGGUCACUGGUCGUGAUUCACCAUCAUUAAUCAUGAAUAGUCUUAAUCUUUCAUCAUCAGCAAGUAAUAGUGGUCGAAAUGCAAUGCCAAUGAAUCAAAAUCGUAAACCAACUACUGGCUCAUAUUUUUAUACCGGCAAAACAACAUUCGGCGGUUCGAAUCUUCGUAAAAAUAUCCACCGAUUAAGCAUGACACCUUAUUCGCCUUAUUCACGUGUUAAUGUAAAAUGUAUUGAACCAACAGCCGUUCAGCGACCACCAUCUGCAACGGGUAAAAGUAUCAGCCAUUCGACUAUCAAUGAAGAAUUACCAUUAAGUUCGGUCACACAACGUAUUCUAGAUCGAUUAGAUAAAGCUGCCGCACCGAUUUCUGAUGCAAAAUCAAGAAUACCAAUUUCAACAUUGAUAAGUAAUUCAGCUAAAAAAUUUGAUAUAAGUCGAACGCCAAAGUUGUUCGAUACACCUACGCCUAUUAUUGAAAAUCGUGACCGUUCUCAUAUAGAUUCAAAUUUUAAGCCAAUGAAAUAUAUUCUUAAACCAUCAUCAUCAUUCAACGACGAAACAUCAACGGUAAUGGCCGGUGACAAAUCGAUUGAUGAUGACAUUCAAAAAUUGAAUCAAAUUAAACAAGCUGAAAAAGAAUUAAAAGAACAACAAGAAAAAGUACAGACAAAGACAUUUGUCGAGCCAACAUUAAGAACAAUGAAAAAUUUUGCACAAUCAUCAUUAUCGACAAGUUCAGGAAAAAUUACAGCACGUGAUGUGAAAAAAGGUCGUAAAAUUGAUGAUGUUCUCGAAAUGGACGACUCACAUCUUAAAUCAUUGGCCAAUGUACAGCCACUGGCCACAAUGACAACCGGUAUAACAUUGAAACCAUUUUCAUUGAAUUCAUCUACACCAAUGAAUCAUAGUGAUAAAUCUAAUACAUUUGAUAUUCGAUCCACAUGUGAUAAAACCAACGUACCGAAUUGUAGUACAAUCAAUAAUGAAUUUUCAUUCAAAUUUUCAUCACCUAAAUUAGUGGCCUCGCUAUCACCAAUGGCUGUUCGGCCAACAUUCCAGGAAAUUGAUUUCAGUUCACCGAUACAAAUAAGUGAAUCUAAACCAAUCGUCCAAUCCGUUUCAUCAACGCCCACAACAACAAAAUCAUUGUUUGAUCAAUUUAAACAUCGUAUACAAUCUACCGAUUCAUGGACAUGUCAAAUUUGUUGUACCCAAAAUGAUGAUAUCAAUGCAGAUAAAUGUAUUGCCUGUGAAGAGCAUAAUCCUCAUAAAAAAUCGUCAAAAAAUAACGAUUCCACAUCAUCAACCGUGGCACAAAAACCUGAAACUAUUAAAUUUGGUGAUUGCAAUAAAUUAGCACAAAAUCCUUCAUUUUCAUCAUCUUUGCCUUCAUUGAAUCAUUUGUUCAAAAAAGAUACUAGUAAAAAUUGGACAUGUCCAACAUGUUCGGUAUCGAAUAAUAUUGAAGAGAAUCGUUGCAUUUCAUGUGAGGAACCUAAUCCUCAUAGUAAUGCAAAAACAUCCACAUCGAAUAAUCAAAUGAACAAUUUGACAAAAUUUUCUUUUGGUUCAAUUUCGACCGGUAUCAAUUCGGAUACUUCAUCCUCCACUGAUAAUUCAUCAACAAUAACUAAACAACCAUCGUUGUUUGAUGUAAUUCAGAAGAAAAAAACUCAAGAUAAACAACAAUGGACCUGUCCUACUUGCAUGGUACCAAAUGAAUCAAAUGUUGAUCGAUGUGUAUCAUGUGAAGAACCUAAUCCCAAUCAGCCAGUUGCAAAUCAAACCAAGUCAUCGACCACCACGUCAUUUGGAUUUAAAUUUGGAGUUUCAAACACAGAUAGUAAUAAUAGUUGCCCGAAAGAUCAUUCAACAACAAUUGCAGAAGAAUGGCAAUGUUUUUAUUGUAAAGCUCUGAAUAAAAGCGACGAUAUCAGUAAGAAUGUUUGCAAUGAAUGUGGGAAAAUUAAAGUUAUGGCAGCUACAAAAGAUCAAGUGCAAAAAUUCUAUCAAACACAAACAUUUAAAUUUGGUCUGUCCACUGGUGUUACCAACAAAGAUGUUAAAACUGUUGAAACUAAAUCUGAAAAACAAGAUAAAACAUCAAAUGACAUAACAACAUCAUCAUCUACAAGUGGGGGAUUCAAAUUUGGUGCACCUUCAUCAUGUAAUGUUAGUAAUUCACCAACGAUGACAUCUCCAUUUGCAUCUUCGAAAACAGCCGUCCCAUUUUUAUCGUUUGGUUCAUCACCAUCAUUAUCCUCAUCAUUAGUCAAGCCUAUCGAAUCGAAGACGGAAAAAUCAUCAAGCUUGUUCAGUUUUGGAACAACAACAAAUUCGGCCAUCGAUGCACCAUCAUUGGAAAAAACAACUAAACCAAAUACUGGUACUACACCAACAGCGUCUGUAUCAUCGUCUUCAUCAAAUUUGUUCGUAUUUGGUGACAAUUCAUCCAAAUCUGGUACUACGGCCAAUAAUAAUGAAAAGGAAUCACUAAAUGAAGACAAUAACAACAAGACCAUCACUCCUUUUGGUUUUAAUGCGAUCAGUUCGACAUCGUCGACAAAUAUUAAACCUCCAAUGGCCACUGGUUUAUUUAGCUUUGGCGGCGCUAAACCAUUGGAUUCAUCAAAGCCUAGUCUAUCAUCAAGUUUUUCAAAAGACACUUCUACGAGCUCUUCAUUCACAUUCGGUGGAGCUGUGACAUCGACAACGAAUAUAUCAACUUCUACUACGACAACAAAAUCCACUAGUGGAACUCUAUUUGGUAAAGAGCUAAAUUUUGGGUCGCCAAUUACUGUGCCAAAGAUUGAUUCUGGACCACCAAUUCCUAAAAUAACGAUUAGUUUUGCUCAGCCAGGUACAGCAACGUCAUCUACUACAACUGCAGGAAGUGUUGGUCAGUCAUCAACUUCGAAUACUUUGUUCACUUUUGGAAGUUCACCAAACAUUACGCUCUCUGCGAAUCCUACACCUACUGCACCAGUUUUCGGUUCUAAUUCGUUACCAUCGAGUUUUAAUUUCAUGGGAACAAAUACCACUAAUAAUAACAAUGGGCCUAUGGGCACCAGUUCCCUAUUCACGUUUGGCGCCAAGCCAAACAAUGAACCACAACCAUCGAUAGAUAAGCCUGCAUCAGUUGGUUUCAAUUUCGGGGCACCUAGCAAUCCAUUAAGUUUCGGUGGUGCCGGUGUUUCCUCUAACAAUAACCCUGUGAUGCCUUCGUUUAAUACGACUACAUCAUCGGGAUUGUUUAAAUUUGGAUCACAGGAACCGGCAUCAAAUCUAAGUUUUCAAUCGUUUCCGAAUUCUGCAGUUGAAGGUAACAAUAAUUUAUCAUUUCCUACGUCAUUACUUGAUCCUCAACAACAACAGCCGGACAUGCAACAGCAACCGACUGGCAUAUUUCAGUUUCAAUCUUCGAACGCAGCAAACAUGCAACAACGACCAAAUCCAGCAUCAAGAGCAAUCAAAAAAGCUAAAAGACGUCUCAAAUAAAAGCAUUUGGCUAAAAUUAAAUUGUCGUUUAUUUUUUUAUUUAAA
Molecule: messenger RNA, 4377 nt
Organism: Dermatophagoides pteronyssinus (European house dust mite)
Lineage: Eukaryota; Metazoa; Arthropoda; Arachnida; Sarcoptiformes; Pyroglyphidae
Biological process (GO): protein import into nucleus; RNA export from nucleus
Cellular component (GO): nuclear pore
Molecular function (GO): structural constituent of nuclear pore
Source: RefSeq, a predicted model, not a curated record